AUGGAUUACUUAAAAAUAUUUGUCAACUCAGCCAAUCCAGAUCUCGCUCACACGGGAAAUCAAAAUGAGGAAACGGAUCCAACCACUUACGCAACUGCUUCUGCUCCGAUGGAAAGCUCAAAUGCAGGUAGCACAACUCUCGACAGCGAAGAGUGUCACCAUCCCAGUAGCUCAGACUUUGAUGCAGCAUGCCAGCCGGAAUCUCCAGCACCUGUGGCUUGCAACGAUUAUAACAAUCAUCAGGAGAAUCAGCAUCAGCAAAAUCAGCAUUCACGAACCAGUUCAUCAGGCUUACAAAUGAAAACAUCAUCGCCGACAUUGCCGAAUUCGUUGAAUCGAGAAGCUGCUAUUGAAAAAAUGGAGAAUUAUUUCAGUCGCAGUACUCCGGAACAAAUUCGACGCUACAUGCAGCGCUUGCGACAGACUGUAAAUCGUCGUCUUGCUGAGGAGGCGGUGGAUCUGAUUGCGACAUUGGGCAGUGAUGAAUGCUCGCAGUUUCUGAAUGAAAUUGAUGAUGAUGCUAGUGGUACCACAGAAUGA
Molecule: messenger RNA, 540 nt
Organism: Gongylonema pulchrum
Lineage: Eukaryota; Metazoa; Nematoda; Chromadorea; Rhabditida; Gongylonematidae
Source: the annotation of a GenBank genome assembly